Xyrichtys novacula (pearly razorfish) is the source of this 1067-nucleotide messenger RNA. The record is from the annotation of a GenBank genome assembly. Lineage: Eukaryota; Metazoa; Chordata; Actinopteri; Labriformes; Labridae.
AUGGUUCGAUACAUCAGGGGGAUUCAGCAGUCCUGGACCGUCAAACAAGAACAUUCAGUUCCCAAAGAAACAAAGAGAGGCACUCCUCUCUCUGCCCCCCUUUUCUCUCCUCCCCCGACUUCUAGAAGGUAUAAAAAAAGGAGCAGGGAGCAAGUCAUUGCCCUCUCCUCUUUUUCCUCUGCAUCAGUCUGGCUGAAGUUGGAUGCUAAAAGCCUGUAAGUACUCUUAACAAUUGUAGUUUUUACUGAUCGGUGGGUUUUCUGCAAGAGAAGUGUAAUGCAUGACAGAAUUGUUGCAGUUUAGUUUUAUUCAUAUGCUGUGAAAGUGAAAUAUAAAAGAGUUGCAUUUGUGAAAAAGUUGAUUUUAAGGAAAUUGAAGUACUACGAAGUAAAAAAAAAUAGACAGUGUACAAAUAAAAUGGCAAACAGAUCAAGAUAAACUUGUUUUUUAUGCAUUUGCUGUCUUUUACAUGAAUAAAACUCUUAUUUUGUUUUUGUUGCAGAAUCAUGAGCAGAAACUUCUUGUCCAGAAAUGAUGAGCUCCGCAGAGGAGACUACCUGAUGUCCAACAACAAGGAGUGGAAGGCUGUUUUCCAGGUAAAAUUGAAACUGAAUAAUGAAGUAAAGUGUAAAGUAAGCCAACAAGUACUGCAAACUGAGCAUGAUUAUAACAGCUGAUUGUUUCUUUUUCCACCUAUAGGAGGAUGGCAACUUUGUCGUCUACGGCUGGUCCCCUGUGUGGUCCUCAGACACUGCAGGGUGCGACGCCGUCCGCCUGUGCAUGCAGGAGGACUGCAACCUUGUCAUGUACAACAAGUGCGACGAGCCAAAGUGGCACACCAACUCCUCCAAGUCCAAAUGCAACAUGUGUCGUCUCCACCUGACCAACGAGGGGAAACUGCUGGUGAACAAAGAAUGUGAGGAAAUCUGGAGCUCCGCCAAGUCCAAAGGCAUGAAGUGAUUCAUUUGAAAUUUACUGUAUGUUUGGAGAGCAGCUUGACCUUCCAAACUAACUACUACUGUCUUCUCUGUGGUAUCAAAUAAAAACACUUUUUGAUAAUACGGAAA